Messenger RNA from Centropristis striata (black sea bass), 2843 nucleotides. It is a transcript of the gene ftr66, whose product is annotated as finTRIM family, member 66. The transcript has a single exon. The coding region runs from base 68 to 1741 and encodes 557 amino acids. Gene Ontology annotation, molecular function: protein binding; zinc ion binding. The record is from RefSeq and is a predicted model, not a curated record. NCBI's taxonomy places the organism in Eukaryota, Metazoa, Chordata, Actinopteri, Perciformes, Serranidae.
CAGAGCUCAGACCAGUUUCACUUAUGAGGAAGUGAAACUCAGACAGUCGUUGUGACUGAGAGGUGAAAUGGCGCAGAAAGGAGCUCAGCUGGAUCGAGAAGUCUUCUCUUGUCCGAUCUGUCUGGAUCUACUGAAGGAUCCGGUGACUACUUCGUGUGGACACAGCUACUGUAUGAAGUGUAUUAAAAGCUUCUGGGAUGAAGAGGAUGAGAAGGAAACCCAUAGCUGCCCUCAGUGCAGACAGACGUUCACACCGAGGCCUGUCCUGCUGAAAAACACCAUAUUAGCAUUUUUAGUGGAUGAGCUGAAGAAGACUGGACUCCCAGCUGCUCCUGCUGAUCUCUGCUAUGCUGGAGCUGAAGAUGUGGCCUGUGAUUUCUGCACUGGGAGAAAACUGAAAGCCCUCAAGUCCUGUCUCAACUGUCCGGCCUCUUACUGUGAGAAACACCUUCAGCCUCACUAUGAAUUACCUAUUUUUAAAAAACACAAGCUGGUGGAGCCCUCCAAGAAGCUCCAGGAGAACGUCUGCUCUCAGCAUGAUGAGGUGAUGAAGAUGUUCUGUCGUACAGAUCAGAAGUCUAUCUGUUAUCUCUGCUCUGUGGAUGAACAUAAAGGCCACGACACGGUCUCAGCUGCAGCAGAACGGACGGAGAAGCAGAAAGAGCUGGAGGUGAGUCGACAAAACAUCCAGCAGAGAAUCCAGGACAGAGAGAAAGAUGUGAAGCUGCUUCAACAGGAGGUGCAGAACAUCAAUCGCUCCGCUGAUAAAACAGUGGAGGACGGCGAGAAGAUCUUCAGCGAGCUGAUCCGUCUCUUGGAGAAAAGAAGCUCCGAGGUGAAGCAGCAGGUCAGAUCCCAGCAGGACACCCAAGUGAGUCGAGUCAAAGAGCUUGAGGAGAAGCUGCAGCAGGAGAUCGCUGAGCUGAAGAGGAAAGACGCUGAGCUGAAGAAACUCUCACACACAGAGGAUCACAACCAGUUUCUGCACAGCUACCCCUCACUGUCAGCACUCAGUGAGUCCACAUCCAGCAUGGAGAUCCGUCCUCUGCACUACUUUGAGGACGUGACAGCGGCUGUGUCAAAAGUCAGAGACAAACUACAGGACGUCCUGAGAGAGGAAUGGACAAAGCUCUCACUGACAGUGACUGAAGUGGAUGUUUUACUGUCAGAUUCACCAGCAGAGCCCAGAACCAGAGCUGGAUUCUUAAAAUAUUCAUGUGAGGUCACACUGGAUCCAAACACAGCAUUCACAAAGCUGUUAUUAUCUGAGGGGAACAGAAAAGCAACAUUAAUGAGUAAUCAUCAGUCCUAUCCAAGUCACCCAGACAGAUUCACUGCAUAUAGGCAGGUCCUGAGUAGAGAGAGUCUGACUGGACGUUGUUACUGGGAGGUGGAGUGGAGAGGGGAUGGAGUUUGGGUAGCAGCUUCAUACAAGAAUAUCAGCAGAGGGGGGUCGACUGACACUGCAUUUGGAUACAAUGACAAAUCUUGGUCAUUACAAUGUUACAACAACAAUUAUACAUUUUGGUACAACAACAUCAACACUCCCGUCUCAGGUCCUUGGUCCUCCAGAGUCGGAGUGUACCUGGAUCACAGAGCAGGUAUUCUGUCCUUCUACAGCGUCUCUGAAACCAUGACUCUCCUCCACAGAGUCCAGACCACAUUCACUCAGCCUCUCUAUGUUGGACUUUGGCUUUGUUACAGUUAUGGAGCCACUGCUGAGUUCUGUAAACUCAAAUAACCAACAAGUCAUUUAAGGGACAGCAGGUUAAAAUGUGUUUUAACUCUUAAAGCUCCCAUGGUGUUCACCUUUGUGGUGUUUUAUUUGAAAUUUUGAUAUCUAUAGGAAGAUACAUUUGUAGUUUUAUGUGCUAAAAACCAUCUGAGUUCAGUUGUACAUCUGCUCUCUCAGCCUCCGUCUGCAGCUCCAGCAGCUCAGAUCAUUUUUCUUCUGAUUGGCUGACAGUUUUGAGUGACACACGGCCAGGCUAACCACAGUUAAUGGGUUGCAGCCAGACAGAGUCAGACAGACGGCUGAAUUCUGACUAAAUUUCUGAUAUUUUAAUGUAAAAUUUGUGCAAAUAUAUAUCGACUUCAUGGCAUUCAAUGAUUGAUCAUUUAAAUUUUUCCACAUAAUUUUUUAUUGCAACUAAACUGUGUUUUCUACAAUAUGGGACCUUUAAACUGAUUUCUCUCCAUGUUUGUUGCUGAGAGCUCAUCGUUUGUGGCAUUUCUUCUCUGCAGAGAUCAGCUGUCAAUCAAACAUUAUGGGCGGUGCUUUGACAUCUGCUCAUUAGUUGUUCUGUAAAUGUUUGACUUCUUUCCUGUGUUCGUUGAGCCAUGGAGGCUUUCACUGCUCACUGCUUGCAUGCGGUUUUUCUUUUCCUACAUGGCUCUUAAGAGAGAAAGCUCCAGAUAUUCAAAGAAAACAUGUAAAAAAAAAUUCAUAAUUACAUCUACAUUUAUGUGUUUGUUUGACCAAAUAUACAAAUGAGGCUCUAUGAUGUAUUAUAAAACUAUAAUUAUCAUGUUCAUAAUCAAUAAGGAAAUCAUUCAUUGUUUUCUUGUAUAUCUCUGAUAUUCUGGUCAAACUAAUUGAUUGUGUGGAUGAAGUGAAUCUGUUCAUGAAAUCACUGAACAACAAUCAUUUAACAGACUUUACUGAUUGGAUGUGUCAACAAACUGAUUUCAUAAUUAAUAAACAAACACAAACAAAGUAUUUCUUCUCGUCUUAAUUCCAGGGUUUCAUACAAAGCUGAUGGAGAAAUGAUGACACUAAUAUGAGAGUAAAACUGAGGCCGUUCUCCUCCUGAAACAACACAAAGUUCACUGUUCAUGUUGAG